CCGCCACGCAUGUACGGGUUAAAGGAAACCAAAAAAGAGUCGGAAAGAAAGUUGUUUGUAGACGGGUUUUUUAUGCUUUGAUAAUUUCCGCUACGCGAUCUUGCUAUGUGUAUCUAAAAAAUAUGCGGUACACGAACAGUCUAGGAUUGUUAAAACCGGCUUAAAAGGCAGUGAAGCUUAACAUAACCUAUUGUCUGACGGUUGACGUUGGCGGACGUUGUCGGAUCAUCAUGUCUGCGUGGAACUACAGCGGCGACAACAUUAACAUCGUCUAUGUAGCCGGUGCCGUGGUCGCAAUAUCCGUUUUAGCUGUCGUCGUGAAGAAAACGAGAAAAAGAGAGCCGGUACAGUACCCGCGAGACACUGUCAUGGUGCACCAGUUCGGCAAGGGGUCACGUGGUCCGAGCAUCUCGCCAUUCGUCAUCAAACUGGAGACGUAUCUGCGCAUGGCCAACAUUCAGUAUAAGCCAGUAUACGACAGACAGAUGUCAACUAAAGGUAAAAUCCCAUGGAUCGAGUACAAUGAAGACAAGAUCGCCGAUUCUCAAUUGUCUAUUGAAUACCUCAACACCAAGUUUGACAUCAAUCUGAACUCUAACUUGGAUAGCAUGGAGCUGGCCAUAGGAAGAGCAUUUUCCAAGAUGGCGGAAGAAAACCUGUAUUGGUAUCUUGUUCUACAGCGGUCUACAUACGACAAACACAAUACCAUAUUUCGAGAAGUAGGGCUAAAUUCAUUCAUCAUCAAGAUACUUCGGUGGAAGGCGUCGAAAGCUUCCUAUUAUCACGGCAUUGGGAGACACACGGAGACAGAGACGACGUCGAUAAUGGAGAAAGAUGUGAAAGCUAUCUCAGAUUUUCUAGGUCGUAAAAAGUUCUUUAUGGGGGACGCCCCGAGCGAAGUCGACUGUGUGAUGUUUGGACAGUUGAGUCAGUUUGUUUGGCAGAUGCCAGGAAGUCAAGGAGAGAAAUGCAUCACAGAGAAAUACAAGAAUAUAGAAGAAUACUGCGUUCGAAUGAGAGAUCUAUAUUGGCCUGAUUGGGAGGAAUGCACACUAAAGAAGAAAAAAGACAGCGCAUCAACAUAAUUAUAUAAUACAUUGGACAUCAUACUGACUCGACUUGUUAUUUAAAAAAAAGAAGACAUUGUUUUCCACUUUCUGAAAAGCUGAAUAAGCGUGUCAGAAACCAGUCUGAACUUGUUUAUAUUAAAAUGUUGAGAAAACCCCAACAACGUUUGAAUGAAUUGUUGAGGAUGCUAUGACGAAGGGGAUAAAGUGCUGUUUUAAAA
This is a messenger RNA of Gigantopelta aegis, 1288 nucleotides long. RefSeq names its product failed axon connections homolog. The transcript is spliced from 6 exons. Gene Ontology annotation, cellular component: cytoplasm. Lineage: Eukaryota; Metazoa; Mollusca; Gastropoda; Neomphalida; Peltospiridae. The record is from RefSeq and is a predicted model, not a curated record. Bases 231 to 1085 code for a protein of 284 amino acids.